ACUAAAGUAAUAUCCGGAUGUUGAAGCUGCAAAAACAUUGGGAUGCUGCAGACAAUUCGUUUAAACCAGAUUUGAGAAGAUGUGUCACCAAGCAGAAUGGCUGAGUGUGUUCAAGGUAGCCAUGUACGCGACGAGUCAGUUGAUUCGCAGUGCAGCUCUGCUUCGGGAUCCAGUAGCACGGGGGAAACUGAACGCUUAAGAAAGCUCUUUGAGACUUGCGAUGAUGAUGCUGAUGGAUUUUUGAGCAGAGACAAUUUUGUGUAUAUGUGCAAACAGUUGAGCCUUGAAGAGUGGACAACAGAUAUACUGGAGCAGUUGGGAAUCGGGACUUCAUCGCGGAUUUCAUUUGACGACUUCAUUCGUUUUCGCUCACAGGUUUUAGAGCCUGACUCCGGGCAGGCAGUUGAUGAGACGGACACUGGGAUAGACCUGAACAUGAGUAGGGCUCACACUCAGAUCACGUCUUGGCCCACCAUGAGCACUGACAGCAUGGGGGCCCUCUCUGGUCGCCCCGAUAGUCUGGACUAUGACAGCGGGGCUCGGGACCUGCAGAGCCCAGAGCCCUUCGUGAGCCUCGGGCGUAUGGUGGAGUCACAUGACCCGACCCUCUACAGGGAGGUCACGGAGGUCAACAGCGUGGGGCAGAGACUUAUGGACCUCGCUAACAGGCUACAUCAAGCCUCUUUGACGUCACUCAAGGGUGAGAUUGUGGACCUACGCAGUCGACUGCAGCGGGAAAACCUGGAACGUGACGGUCUGGAGAAACAGCUAGGAAAACUGCACGCAGAGCACAGGAACCUACAGGACGACUGCGAGGAGCGGGUGGAUGAGCUGACAUUCCGGUACGAGGAAAGGAUCACAGAGCUGCACAGCGUGAUAGCUGAACUUAGGAAGAAGAUAGAGAGGAAUACAAUCAAUGUCAUCAAAGAAGAGGACGAAGAUGACCUAGAUCCAGCUGUAAGCACGAAGAGUCAAGAUGGUGGAAGUUUGAUUGAGGCCCAGUCACAAACACAUGAGUCGGGCUGCGACCUUGGCUCGGAGCUAUCGCGGGUUGUGAUCGAGCUGCAGACGACGAUACAUGAGCGGAAGAAGCGAGCCACAGAGACAGUGGGAGACCAGGAGUCAGGGGUAGAUAACCUCGCACUGCUGGGGGAGGAUGACGGGGUGGAGGAACAGGCGUUGGAGGUUUGUAAGAAUUUGGAAGACUUUAGUUUUGAGCCGGACCAAUCAGAGCUCUCGGUGGGUGGCCUACGCCCAGCGACCUUUCACCCCCCACCUCCACCCCCUCCAAAUGAGUUCCCUGAUCCAGGCUAUCUGCAAGAGGAAGUUACUUUACUUAGGAAUGAGAACACAGCUCUACAGGAGCAGAUAAUCAAACAGGAACAAGAUCUGCAGCACCUUAGACUGGCUCUGGCCAAUCUUACUGAGGAGAAGAACAAGUUCAAAAAGCAGGCCACAGAGCAGACCUCACGCAGUCCUGUCAACAGCAGGACCUCCACACCCACCAAGCAGCCCCAGAGCACAAACCUGGACAGACCCAGUGUUAAUAUCACCCCAACCAAGGCCUCUGAUAACUUCCCAGUUGCGAAGGUGGCAGAACUCAAGAAACUGAAGACUUCUACCAGCGAGAAAUCAGUGAUCAGCAAUGUUGGGAUGCCAAAUACAAAGGUUGCAGAACACCUUGUUCAGAGUCUUUGGAAAUGUUCUAAUGUUCAAGAAAUAGUGCAAAAUGCCACGGAAAAGUCUGGACUCACUGAGGUGGACUCUAGAGUGACGGAAUUUGAGAUCGAACUGGAGCGUCUUCAGAGCCAAAUAGACAACUAUAAAUCACAGAUUGAUGUGUGUAAUUUAACGUUGGAGGAGUCAAAAGCAAAUUGUGAUAGAUUGACGCUGUUACUUGGAAAGUACGAAUCAAACAAUACCGCUCUUCAAAUGGUAUUGAGUUAUAGCGGGUCAUGUAUAGAGACGUAUGAAAUUAUUUGUGCAUUGCUGGAGAGUGAACUUGGGGUUGUGUUGGCCAACUGUCGGGCAGCUGGCUUGGGUUCUCUAGGAGGUGAGAGUUUCUCAGAGGACCAAGACGAGAUCUCCUCCAUUCUCCAGCGGGCUCACCAGUCACGUAGAGCCGCAGAAAACGUGAGCAAGCACCUGCUACACAAGCUAGACAAGUCUUUCAAUGCUUAUUCAUCGUUCAGCACGUGUACAGGACGACAUUCACCUGGUGGGCAGUCUUGGGCAGAUCUGAACACGUCAUCGUCCGGGAAAUAUACUGCCAACAGCUCCUCAGGUUUCUGUGACACUGAGUUCACAAAGCAUGACGAGCGCCGCCUCCGAGACUACGUGCACAGGCUGAAGCAGGAACAAAGCAAGGUGCACCUGACGGUGAUGGAGCUGGAGAGUGUGUACUCAGACUCGAGUCUUGAGAAGAAGAACCGAGCGGACGCCCAACGUCUGGACCUUGAGAAUGCCGUCAUCAUGCAGGAGCUUAUGGCUGUCAAGGAGGAGAAAGCGGACCUGAAGGCCCAGACGUACCUGCUGGAGAAGGAGAAGAGGUCCCUGGAACUGAGGCUGGGCAGCAUGCAGUCACAGGAGGCGGCAUACCUCGUGCAGAUAGAGCACCUCAAGGCAGAGGUCACAGAGAGGUCACGGGAUGGCAUUGAGAGAGAUCACGAGAGGGCAAGGUCACAUGAUGACCUGGCAGAGAAGACUGGUAGUGAUUGUUCCUCUCCUUCCAUCUCAUUGGUCAAUCCAUCGGCCAGUGACCAAUCAGACAUUCUUCAAGAGCUCACAGACGCUUUGAAACGUGAGAAAAAGCUCAAGACCCAGGUGUCUGAGCUGGUGGGAGCUCUGGAGAAGCUGUCCCACAACUCUGAAGUGCGACAUCAGCAGUCGGCCGAGUUUGUCAACGACCUGAAACGGGCAAACAGUGCCUUGAUAUCAGCAUUUGAUAAAGCCAAAAAGAAGUACCAGGCCAAACUGAAGAAGCUGGAGUCACAGAUGCAGUCCCUGACAGAGAGAUACGAGUCACAGAUACGAAUGCUGAAACAGCGGCUGUCUAGACAGGAAGAGGAAACACAACAAAGACUGGCCAGCGAGACCUCCUUGUAGCCAUACUUGUAUUCGUGUAGAACAUUUAGUUUUAUCUUGUUUGUCCAUGCCAGGUCUUUAUUCUUGUAACAGGGUCAUGUAUUCAUAAAAGUCAGAUUUAAGUUGAUCUUUUAUGUAUCAUGUUUGAUUCAGUACUUGUUUAUAAUAUAUUGCGGCUAUAUGCUGACAAUUAUACAAACUAUAUGAGGCCUACAUCUGAGUUCUUGCAACUGUGAACGUUCAAGAGUUCAGUCAAUAACAUUAUCUAAUCAAACGAGGCACACAAAAGUGUGUUAUAAAUCACAAUAAAUAAAAUGCUCUGCUGUAUCUUGAAUGUCAAAAUUUAGCCUUUUUCUGGAAAUAAUUCUGUAUAUGCUUGUGCGUAAAGUGUUUCCGGGAUUAGCAUGCUCAGUCUCUGGCUAAUCAGGGAAGCCUUUAUGAACUUUUGUGUUUAAAAGAAAUCUGUUCUGAAAUGAAAAUCCAGCCUAGACUGAAAGUGUUGUCCAAGAUUAGUCAGUGCAGACCACACAGACUUGUCUAGCACAAUACUUAAAGCACAUACAUUAAGCCUUGUUUUCCCAAUUUGAGGCCCACUUAUAGUCCUAUAGUUUAAUAUGUGUAUGAAUGUACAAUCCUUGUAGCUUAUAGACAGUGGAUAAGGCUAUUGCUUGUUCUUCUGUGAAUUAUGUUUAAGAACAACAAUUUACUUUAAUAUCAUUUUUGUACUCACUCACUGUUAGUGGUUUACCGUAUUUGUGUCACAAAUGGAAUAAGACACUGUCGCUUGAUUGGUCAUUGUCGGCUAGGGUACUACUUAAAUGUUGCUGGUUACUCUUAAGUAUACUUUAAUGUACUAAGAUACGGAAAAUAUACUUAAACGUACCCAGCCAAUUAAGGUUGAGCUCAAGUUGUAUUCCCGCCAAAAAUCUUGAUGCGCUAAGGGAUUAUACAAAACAAAAUUCUUACAUAUGAACAUAAUUUAUUUGAAACAAAUAGAUGACAAUGACCAAUGUAGCGCUCGAAUUCCAGGGUACGUUUUAGUAUAUUGUCCGUACCCCUGGUACAUUAAAAAAUUAUUGGGAGUACCAGGGGUACUUUUAAGUAGAACUCGAGCCAACAAUGACCAAUCGAUGGUUUACAUUUUAACAAAUAAACAUUAAAAUGUUCUGCUUACUGUAUAGUAGAAGUAUGCUCCACACAUUAAAGUCCACUUCAUCAUAUAAUUAUGUAAGCAUGUGUCUACACACAAAAAAUAAGCUAAGUAUUUUGUGAAAAUUGUUGAUGUCACCGUAGUCGUUCAAAGAAAAAUUCAAUGUUGUCAAGUGUGGAUAUUUAUAACUCUUGGUUCCAUCCAAACAGUGCUUUGCUAUUUUAUGUUGUUUUUUUUUUUAAACCAGAUAGGUUGUGUGUAUUUUUUUUAUUUAAUUGAUUCUGUGUACAUUUUCUAUUUUGCUAAGAUGGUGCUAUUAUGCUUGUGUUGUUUUGCUUCUUAAUUUAGUUUGAAUGUUUUGAAGUUUUGUACCAUGUUGCUUAAAGAUCUGAGUUUCUCACAGUGCAUUUAUUGAUAUGAUCUGGUAAUAUGGAUGGGUAUCAGUCUCAUUCCAACAAUUCAUUUUUGCUUUUACAAUCAGGUUUGUAAAAAAGUUAUUAUUUAAGAAAAAAAUAAAUAAUGCAAAUUAGAGUGAUACUGAGAGACAUUUUCUGGGAAAAAAAACUGGGCUUUAUGCUUUUGAAUAAAGUAUUGUCCCACAUUAGCCUGUGCAGUUCCCAUAGGCAGUCUGUGCAGUCCCCAUAGGCAGUCUGUGCAGUCCCCAUACAGUCUGUGCAGUCCCCAUAGGCAGUCUGUGCAGUCCCCAUAGGCAGUCUGUGCAGUCCCCAUAGGCAGUCUGUGCAGUCCCCAUAGGCAGUCUGUGCAGUCCCCAUAGGCAGUCUGUGCAGUCCCCAUAGGCAGUCUGUGCAGUCCCCAUAGGCAGUCUGUGCAGUCCCCAUAGGCAGUCUGUGCAGUCCCCAUAGGCAGUCUGCGCAGUCCCCAUAGGCAGUCUGUGCAGUCCCCAUAGGCAGUCUGUGCAGUCCCCAUAGGCAGUCUGUGCAGUCCCCAUAGGCAGUCUGUGCAGUCCCCAUAGGCAGUCUGUGCAGUCCCCAUAGGCUUAUUAGGGAGAACACUUUCUUAUUUUAUUAAAAUUUGUUAAAAUGGAGUCUUUUCUAAGCAAAAAACCAGUUUAUGUGUUAAGUAUCCGAUUAGAUGCAUAUGAUAAGCCUGUGCAGACUUCACAGGCUGAUCUGGGACAACUCUUUACACACAUGCAUUAAGCCCAGUUUUGUCAGAACAAGGCUCAUAUAUAUUUUGAUAAUCAUCAUUUGAUCUUAAAACUUUCGUUUGCCACAAGCAGUUACUUACCCAUAAUUGGAAUACACACCCAACCAUGUUUAGAGCUUUAAAAGAAUUUGUCAUUUCAUAUGUUCAUAUUUAUUCUAUAAUGAUAAAUUCUGAGUAAUUUUUUCUUACAAAGAUAUAUUAUUUCGUUUGAUCAUGUGCCUGAAAGGCAGUUAAGAUCUGUAAACUAUUUUGUACAUGAUAAAUGCAGAUUUUUUUGCAAUUUCCUGUUUGAUUGUCCCCUGCCAGUGAAAUCAGAGGGGACUUACGGUUUGCGCUCUGUCCGUCAGUCAGUUUGUCAGUCCGUCACACUUUCCUGGAUCCUGCGAUAACUUUAAAAGUUCUUCAUAUUUUUUCAUGAAACUUUAAAAUGGAUAGACGGCAAUAUGGAGAUUAUGAGUGUCAUUUCAUAUUGUUCCUACGUCAAUAAUUUUGGUUGCUAUGGCAACAAAUAUAAAAAAUCUGACUUUUGUGGAGUUUCACCGGUAGGGGACCAUAUUGCUUGGCAAUCUCUUGUUUAAAAUAGCUUUUUAUUAUGACUCAUUAUAGGAAAAUUAAAAGUAUUUAUUUAUUAUAUUUUCAAAGGAAAUUAUGAUUACAAAUCAGGGUUUGUAUUUAACAGACUAGUAAAAAAGUCACAGGUAUCAUGACAGGAAUAUGUAGGUUACAGUUUCAAUAGGCUGUGGUGACUUACAUCUUGUAUGCCAGUUGUAUGGCAUGUCUAGGCUGUGGUGACUUACAUCUUGUAUGCCUGUUGCAUGGCAUGUCAAUAGGCUGUGGUGACUUACAUCUUGUAUGCCAGUUGCAUGGCAUGUCUAGGCUGUGGUGACUUACAUCUUGUUUGCCUGUUGCAUGGCAUGUCUAGGCUGUGGUGACUUACAUCUUGUUUGCCAGUUGCAUGGCAUGUCACUAAACAGUUGAGCCUUCCUCUGGGAAAAGGGGGUUUAAUGCACGUGCAUAGUGUCUUCCCAGAUUAGCCUGUGCAGUCCGCACAGGCUAAUCAGGGAAACAAUUUCCGUUUUUAUGAUUUAUUUCGUUUCCAGAAAGUCUCUUCAUAGCAAAAAUUAAGUUUAAGCGGAAAUGGUCGUCCCUGAUUAGCCUGUGGAAAGACACUUUACGCACAUGCAUUAAACCCCAUUUUCCCAGAGCACGGCUCAAAUCGUUAACUAACAAGUGUUUGUUGAAACGGUCUCCUGUGCACAUAUAAAGUUUUGUAUCGGAUGUAGUAGUAUAUAUGCAUAUGUGGCGUAAAUAAUCAGUGUUAUCAAGCAAGCAAGUGGAGACAUAUCCAAGGAGAUUUCUCAACAUGAAAAUGUACUGGAAGUAUGUAAUGUUUGUUAUGUAUUACUUACAUGAAUAAUUAUGAAAAGUCUUUAAUGAUCUUAAUUUUCGCUUAAUGAUACAAAUUCCCUGUUCUUUUGAGCUAUUGUAUAUUUGCUCUAUGCAUUUACUGCUGUAUCCGACAUGCAAGUCUUUUAUAAAUCAUUUCAGAAAAAGGUCUUCAAUUUUGUUCUCAUGCUCACGCCAUGCUCACUAAAAAGUCCGUGCUUUCAAUGCUGUUGGCAUAAUCCAGGCUGUAUUUUAUACCUGGUCUAUUAAUAAUAAAGCUGCGCACUGGAAUAACCGGUUAAGUGCAUGUGCAUAGAUGCCGUUCCAGAUUAACCUGUGCCAUCCGCACUUUAUUAUACUGGACAACAUGUCAAAUAGUAAUAAAAUUUACAUACAAAAGCACGA
This is a messenger RNA of Dreissena polymorpha, 7192 nucleotides long. Its product is annotated as colorectal mutant cancer protein-like. Bases 97 to 3105 code for a protein of 1002 amino acids. The transcript is spliced from 21 exons. The record is from RefSeq and is a predicted model, not a curated record. NCBI's taxonomy places the organism in Eukaryota, Metazoa, Mollusca, Bivalvia, Myida, Dreissenidae. Gene Ontology annotation, molecular function: calcium ion binding.